This is a messenger RNA of Dioszegia hungarica, 1146 nucleotides long. RefSeq lists its product as uncharacterized. Gene Ontology annotation, biological process: isocitrate metabolic process; tricarboxylic acid cycle. Lineage: Eukaryota; Fungi; Basidiomycota; Tremellomycetes; Tremellales; Bulleribasidiaceae. The transcript has 8 exons. Gene Ontology annotation, cellular component: mitochondrion. Gene Ontology annotation, molecular function: magnesium ion binding; isocitrate dehydrogenase (NAD+) activity; NAD binding. The record is from RefSeq and is a predicted model, not a curated record. Bases 1 to 1146 code for a protein of 381 amino acids.
AUGUUCACCCCUGCUCUCCGCUCCACCGCUUCUUCCGCUCUCCGAAAUGGUGUAGCCCGCUCGGCUGCCGUGCCCGUUGCCCGCGGGAUGGCCACAACUGUUGAGGAGCGCAGGUUGCCUUCCAAGUUCGGCGGCAAAUACACAGUCACCCUCAUCCCCGGAGACGGUAUUGGCAAGGAGAUCACCAACUCUGUCAAGGACAUCUUCACCGAACUUAAGGUACCGGUGCAGUUCGAGCAGCACGACGUGUCCGGCGAGACCCCAGGUGGAGACGAGCUUUUCCAACAGGCUAUGGAGAGCUUGAAGCGGAAUAAGGUGGGACUCAAGGGUAUCCUCUUCACACCCGCCGACGCCUCGGGCCACAACUCGUGGAACGUCGCCAUGCGUCAAACACUGGACAUCUACGCCUCGGUCGUGGUCUGCAAGACCCUCCCUGGUUUCCCCACCCGCCACGACAAUGUCGACUUUGCCAUCAUCCGUGAAAACACCGAGGGAGAGUACUCGGGUCUCGAGCACCAGAGUUUCCCGGGUGUCGUGGAGAGCUUGAAGAUCUCGACGAGGGCCAAGGCGGAGCGGAUUGCGAGGUUUGCGUUCGACUUUGCCAUGAAGAACGGCCGCAAGAAGGUCACCUGCGUCCACAAAGCCAACAUCAUGAAGCUCGGUGACGGUCUCUUCCUCAACACCUGCAAGCGGAUCGCCGAGACCGAGUACGGACACACCGGUAUCGAGUUUGACUCGAUGAUUGUCGACAACACCUCCAUGCAGCUUGUUUCCAGGCCUCAGCAGUUUGAUGUUAUGGUCAUGCCCAACUUGUACGGUAACAUUGUCAGCAACAUCGGAGCUGCACUCGUCGGUGGUCCCGGUGUCGUCCCCGGCUGCAACUUUGGUCGCGAAUACGCCCUCUUCGAGCCCGGAUGUAGGCACGUCGGUAAGGACAUUAUGGGCACCAACAAGGCCAACCCCUCCGCCAUGGUUCUCUCCGCUACCAUGAUGCUGCGCCACCUCGGCCUCGAGACUCAGGCCAACACGAUCGCCUCGGCGGUGUACGAUGUGAUUCAGGAGGGCAAGGUCCGGACUGCCGACAUGCGUGGUGGUACUGCUUCGACCUCGGACUUCACCAAGGCUAUACUCGCCAAGGCUACAUAG